AGCCAAAUUUAAAGUUAAUGGGGAUUUAUAAGUUCUUUCCCUCACUCUCAGUUGUGUUUUUCUCAUCUUUGUGCAUGCAUGCUGUUAUUCUUAACUCAUGUCUUUCUUUUUCCUUGGGUACUGAAAGUGAUGAGACGGAUAGUCGGGCCUUGCUUCAAAUCAAGGAUAGUAUAACUGAUGACCCUUCUGGAGUCAUGGCUUCAUGGAACGAAACCGUCCAGUUUUGCCAUUGGCGGGGUGUCACGUGUGGUCGUCGUCACCAGAGGAUCACGGGGCUGAACCUGGAGUCCUUGAACCUUACAGGAUCCAUAUCACCACAUGUCGGGAAUCUGAGUUUUCUGAGAGUCCUUAAUCUCCAAAACAACAGCUUCAGCCAUGAAAUCCCACCAGAAAUCGGCCGUCUGCACAGAUUGCAAGAUUUACUAUUGAACAAUAAUUCACUUGGUGGUGAAAUUCCCUCCAACUUGUCAGCUUGCUCACAACUACUCCAAAUUGAUCUCGGUCACAAUUCGCUGGUAGGAAGAAUUCCUGAAGAGCUUGGCACUUUGUCAAAGCUAAGAAUACUUGUAAUUCGCUACAACAACCUCAGCGGAAGUGUCCCAUACUCUCUCAGAAACUUAUCAACUCUUGAGGUGCUUUCUGCAUCUUCUAAUUAUUUGACUGGAAGCAUUACAGAUAUUUUCAGCCAGCUGAAAAAAUUAACAGAGAUUCAAUUCGCGGACAAUUCUCUGUCUGGUAUGAUUCCAUCCUCCAUCUUCAAUCUGUCUUCUCUCAUAAGAUUUUCUCUGCAACUAAAUGAAAUCCAAGGUACUUUUCCCUCUGACUUAGGUAUUUUUUCUCCAAGUCUCCAGUAUUUUGAUAUUGCUUCUAACCAAUUUAGUGGAACUAUCCCAGUAUCAAUAUCGAAUGCCUCAAGUCUAGGUCAUCUAGGAAUGCAAGGAAACAGCCUACAUGGUAAAGUCCCAUCUUUGGCAAAUUUGCAUAAGCUUGAGAGAUUUUCUCUAACCUCUAACAAUCUAGGAAGUGGGGGACUUAAUGACUUGAGCUUUAUCUGUGAUUUGACUAGAGCCACCAAUUUAAAACACCUAGGCAUUAAUAUGAACAAUUUUGGGGGUGUCUUACCUGAAUGCACAGCAAACUUGUCUUCUUCUCUUGCACGGUUCUACGUAAGUGACAAUAAAUUAGUAGGAAGACUCCCAAAUGGGAUUGGAAAUUUAGUUAAAUUGGAGAGCCUAUUUCUGUCUAUGAACCAAUUUUCUGGUGAAAUCCCUCCUGCUCUAGGCAAGCUUCAAAACUUAUAUCAAUUAGAUUUAGCUAUAAACUCUCUUUCUGGUGAAAUUCCAUCCUCUUUCGGAAACUUAAGUCGAUUAACUAAAUUAUAUUUGGAUGACAAUAACCUUCAAGGAAAUAUACCUUUAAGUUUAGCAGACUGUCACAAUUUGGAAAUCUUGUCUGUUCCAAGAAACAAUCUCAGCGGUAUCAUUUCCUCAAAAAUCAUCGGUCUAUCAUCUUCAUAUAUAUUUUUGGAUUUAUCUCGAAAUCGUUUCACCGGUCCCUUUCCUCAGGAAGUAGGAAAACUUAUAAAUCUUGAGUAUUUAGAUAUUUCCGAAAACAUGUUUUCUGGUGAAAUUCCAUCAGGUCUUGGUAGCUGCAUAAAAGUAGAAAAACUACACAUGCAAGGAAACUUCUUCCAAGAAACAAUUCCAUUGUCUUUGGCUUCUCUAAGAGGUAUUCAAGAAUUAAACCUUUCUCGCAACAACUUGUCUGGAAAGAUUCCAGAGUUCUUGGAGAGCUUUAAACUUCUCCAAUCUUUGAAUCUGUCGGAUAAUAAUUUUGAGGGCAUGGUGCCAGCCAAAGGAGUUUUUACAAAUGCAACUGCCACAUCAGUUAGAGGAAAUGGUAAUCUUUGCGGGGGCCUACUUGAGUUUCAUUUGCCAAAAUGCAAAUUCAAACAACCGAAAAAGGGAGGAUUAAGCCUAACCUUGAAAUUCAUAAUCUCUAUUGGUUGUGCUCUUCUUGGAGGAACUUUUGCAUUUACUUUUUUGUACCAUUGUUGUGUAAGGAGGGACAUAAAGGAUGAUAGCUCUAGUGGUUCAGAAAAAUUUAUACGGUUAUCUUACCAAAGUCUUCUAAAGGCUACCGACGGAUUCUCCUCUUCCAAUUUGAUUGGUGCGGGCAGUUUUGGAUCCGUGUACCGAGGAUCACUUGACCAAGGUGAAACAACAAUUGCUGUCAAGGUACUCAACCUUGUUCAUCCUGGAGCUUCAAAAAGUUUCAAAGCUGAGUGUGAGGCCUUGAAAAACAUUAGACACCGUAAUCUUGUGAAGGUACUCUCUGCCUGUUCUGGUGUUGAUUAUCAUGGUCAUGACUUCAAGGCCUUAAUUUAUGAGUACAUGGUUAAUGGGAGCUUAGACGAGUGGUUGCAUCCAGCUCCCACAGUUGGUGAGACAAAUGAAAGCCCGAGGAGUCUAAAAUUUUCUCAGAGGUUGAACAUUGCUAUCGAUGUCGCUAUGGCAUUGGAUUAUCUACAUCAUCAAUGUGAAACGCCAAUAGUUCACUGUGACCUCAAGCCAAGCAAUGUUCUUCUCAAUGAUGAUAUGAUUGGACAUGUUGGCGACUUUGGGUUGGCAAGAUUCCUCCUGAAACUUCCUGAUAGCUGUUCUGGUAAUCAGUCAAGUUCCCUUGGAGUAAAAGGAACAAUUGGUUACACUCCUCCAGAGUACGGUAUGGGAAAUGAAGUCUGGACACAAGGUGAUGUGUAUAGUUAUGGCAUUCUACUAUUGGAAUUGUUUACGGGAAAAAGGCCAACAGAAAAGAUAUUUCAAGGAAGUGUAAAUCUUCAUAAUUUUGUCAAGACUGCUUUGCCUUAUCAGGUUGAACAGAUUGUGGAUCCUGUUCUGGUUCAAGAAAGAGGGGAAGGGAUCAUUAGCACAUCCAAUAGUCUUAAUGGAGAUAGAACAAGGGCUUUCAUCAAUAUUCAAGAAAGCUUGAUCGCCAUUUUAGAAGUUGGUGUUGCUUGUUCUGCAGAGUUGCCAAGAGAACGAUUGGACAUUCGUGAUGCUCUGGCAGAGAUGUGUCGGAUACGAAACAAACUUUGAGCUGAGUAGAACAUUUGAAUAAAAGCAUACUGUCUAUAUAUGCUCCAGAGCAUGUAACAAACAUUAUUUCCUUAUAUCAAUCUGGGAGUUCCAGAGGUGUGCAGAAAUGAGAUGAAGGCUUCCGUAUGUUUGAAAAAAAAAAAUCAAUAAUGUAUAGUCAAUGCCUUGUCCAGCAGACUUGACUUGAUUUACCCUGAAAAAUGUGAGGCUUGCUAGUUCAUUAUUCAUGCUGCUACUUACCAAAAGAGUCCAUAAAUGUUUCCUUCUAUAACCAAGUAUUACACCAGACUAUUUUUCUUCAAAGAAAUAUUUGAUACAGAGAGAAUCAAUUUAUAAACUUGCAUAAAUUUGGAAUGAAUGCUAUUAUGUGGAGCUAGUGUCAAACAAUUUUGAACACUGCGAUCACCGAGCAUAUGCAUGAGACAUUGGUUAAUUUUAAAUUUACUCUUGAUCAAAGCGUAAAUGGUGAGAUUUUGGUUGCUGACAAUGUCGCCUUCACUUAUAAUGUGUUGUAGCUUUUCCUUCCACUGAUCUUUUUUCUUUUGAAUGAGACAGGAAGAAGACGUGAAAAUUUUGGGAUUGGGAUUGUGGUGUGAAGGCAUAUACUUUUCCUAUUCUUCAAAUUUAGAUUCUUUUUUUUUUUUUUUGGGUGAAAUAGGGGGGAAACCCCCAAAAAAUCAGCCCUCAUCAAAGAAGCAAAUUCCCAGGUCCAGAUUAUAACUCCAAUUUGUCAAAUAAUCCGCAACACAAUUUUUUUCCCUGUAAAUGUGGACAAAGUGACAAUUUUUAAUUUGUCACAUAAGAUCACAACAACUAUGCACCAAAGCAGCAAGAGGAUGGCAUUGUAAUGAAUUGAUUUGUUGAACAAGUGAGACAACAACAGCAGCAUCCAUUUCAAUAGCAAGAUUAGUGACACCUUUCACAACAGCAAGAUUUAAACCAAAAUAUAGACCCCUAUUGAGAUAUUAAAAAAAUUGAGCACCUCAUUAAAGUUUAAUAUAAGGGAUUUAAAAGUUGAAACAUCAUCCUAAAAUAAAAAUCCAAUUUACUGCUAAUUAAAAAAGAAAAAAAAAAUCCUAACACCCAACUAACGGGGAUAGCUAACAUCCAAAGCUGUUUUUUUUUUUUUUUUUCCCUCCUCCUUGCUUCAAGUUCUAUACUCUUCUCUCUUUGUUAAAGAAGAUCGCACAAAAUAAGCAGUCAAUAUUGUAAAUUGAUUCUUAGUUAUUUGUUUCCUUGUUUUGUAUUUGGUUAGUCGUAAUUGUAGGAAAUAGAAUAGGAAUGUCAUGU
This is a messenger RNA of Prunus persica (peach), 4388 nucleotides long. RefSeq names its product probable LRR receptor-like serine/threonine-protein kinase At3g47570. Gene Ontology annotation, molecular function: protein binding; protein kinase activity; ATP binding. Gene Ontology annotation, biological process: hormone-mediated signaling pathway; protein phosphorylation. The transcript has 3 exons. Gene Ontology annotation, cellular component: plasma membrane. NCBI's taxonomy places the organism in Eukaryota, Viridiplantae, Streptophyta, Magnoliopsida, Rosales, Rosaceae. The record is from RefSeq and is a predicted model, not a curated record. Bases 18 to 3098 code for a protein of 1026 amino acids.